AUGGCUAUGCAAGAAGUACUUAAAGUAUCGAAGCAGUUGCUUUUGCAUUUGGGACAAUUCGUGUUGAAUUACUGGCAGAGGAGCAUGCAGAUCUUCGUAAAAACGCUUACUGGAAAGACGAUCACCCUUGAGGUGGAAGCUUCGGAUACGAUUGAAAAUGUGAAGGCAAAAAUUCAAGAUAAGGAAGGUAUCCCGCCUGAUCAACAACGACUAAUCUUUGCUGGUAAACAACUCGAAGAUGGCCGUACUCUCUCGGACUACAACAUCCAGAAGGAGUCCACACUCCACCUGGUGCUCCGUCUCCGAGGAGGAAUGCAGAUUUUUGUCAAAACUUUGACUGGCAAGACCAUCACACUGGAGGUCGAAGCCUCAGACACUAUUGAGAACGUAAAGGCCAAAAUCCAGGACAAAGAAGGUAUCCCACCAGACCAGCAACGCCUUAUCUUCGCCGGAAAACAACUCGAGGAUGGCCGCACUCUUUCGGACUAUAACAUUCAGAAGGAGUCCACUCUUCACCUUGUACUUCGUCUCCGAGGAGGAAUGCAAAUCUUUGUGAAGACUUUGACUGGAAAGACCAUCACACUCGAAGUUGAGGCGUCUGACACGAUUGAGAAUGUAAAAGCCAAGAUUCAAGACAAAGAAGGAAUUCCACCUGACCAGCAGCGACUUAUCUUUGCCGGUAAACAACUCGAAGAUGGACGAACCCUGUCGGACUAUAACAUCCAAAAAGAGUCCACACUUCACUUAGUUCUACGACUUCGCGGAGGAAUGCAAAUCUUUGUGAAAACACUCACUGGAAAAACCAUUACUCUGGAAGUCGAAGCUUCUGACACGAUUGAGAACGUGAAAGCCAAAAUCCAAGACAAGGAAGGAAUCCCACCUGAUCAACAACGUCUGAUCUUCGCUGGAAAACAACUCGAAGAUGGACGAACCUUGUCGGAUUACAACAUCCAGAAGGAAUCCACCCUUCACUUGGUACUACGUCUCCGAGGAGGAAUGCAAAUCUUUGUGAAGACGCUGACAGGGAAGACCAUUACGCUGGAAGUAGAAGCUUCUGAUACCAUCGAAAAUGUCAAAGCUAAAAUUCAAGACAAAGAAGGCAUCCCUCCAGAUCAGCAACGACUUAUCUUCGCAGGAAAACAAUUAGAAGACGGACGAACGCUGUCUGAUUACAACAUCCAAAAGGAAUCAACACUCCAUCUUGUACUUCGCCUUAGAGGAGGAAUGCAAAUCUUUGUCAAGACCCUAACUGGAAAGACCAUCACUCUCGAAGUCGAGGCUUCGGAUACUAUCGAAAAUGUCAAGGCAAAGAUCCAAGACAAAGAAGGCAUCCCACCAGAUCAGCAGAGGCUCAUCUUUGCCGGAAAACAGCUUGAAGAUGGCCGUACUCUUUCGGACUACAACAUCCAAAAAGAGUCUACCCUCCAUCUUGUGCUCCGUUUGAGGGGAGGAAUGCAAAUUUUUGUGAAGACGUUGACCGGAAAGACCAUUACCCUGGAAGUUGAGGCUUCUGAUACCAUCGAAAAUGUGAAAGCCAAAAUUCAAGACAAGGAAGGCAUUCCACCAGAUCAGCAGAGGCUCAUCUUCGCCGGCAAACAACUCGAGGACGGUCGUACCCUUUCCGAUUACAACAUCCAGAAGGAAUCAACGCUCCAUUUGGUGCUUCGUCUCCGUGGAGGCAACAACUAAAUCAAUCAUUGCGACUGCGCUUUGUCGAGUUGUGUAAUAAACCUUGUGAAUUAUGUGUCUGAACUACACAAUAUUAUGACUACAACACAUUGAAUACCAUGAC
Messenger RNA from Cylicocyclus nassatus, 1792 nucleotides. The record is from the annotation of a GenBank genome assembly. Lineage: Eukaryota; Metazoa; Nematoda; Chromadorea; Rhabditida; Strongylidae.